CCGGCCUCGCCCUGCGCGAUUGGCUCCGUCGCCUCACGUGACCCCGGUUUCAGCGGUGGCGGUUGCCGGGGUGACGGCGGGAGAGCUGGCGGCCUGGAGGAGAGGGAGAGAGAGCGCAUCCCAGCAGCCGAGAUUUCUGCUGUGAAAAUUACCAGAAACAAUUCACUAUGGGGGAUAUUUUGGCCCAUGAAUCUGAAUUACUUGGACUGGUGAAAGAGUAUUUAGAUUUUGCUGAAUUUGAAGACACCUUGAAGACAUUUUCAAAAGAAUGCAAAGUAAAAGGAAAGCCAUUAUGUAAAACUGCAGAUGGAUCAUUAAAGAAGGACUCCAAGUCGCUGAUAAUCCAGAAGGAUCUGCUGGCAUCGUUUGACAGUGGAGACCAGAAGGUGUUCUUCGACUUGUGGGAGGGACACAUUCUGAGCUCCCUCCGAGAUGCUGACUCCGUGGCCCAGAAGCUGGAGUUCUACCUUCACAUCCAUUUUGCCAUCUAUCUUCUGAAGUGCUCUGGAGGCAGGCCGGACAAACAGGAGCUAGAUGAGAGGAUUUCUUAUUUCAAAACCUACCUGGAGACAAAAGGGGCUGCCCUGAGCCAGACCACAGAGUUUCUUCCCUUCUUUGCCCUCCCCUUUGUGCCCAAUCCUAUGGUCCACCCCUCAUUUAAAGAGCUCUUCCAGGAUUCUUGGGCUCCAGAGUUAAAGCUGAAACUGGAAAAGUUUUUAGCAUUAAUUUUUAAAGCCAAUAACACGCCAAAGCUUUUAACCAUCUAUAAGGAGAGCGGACCGACUAGCAAAGAAAUGCUGCAGCAGCUCCACCAUCAGCUGGUGGAGGCCGAGCGCCGAGCCAUGACCUACCUGAAGCGGUACAAUAAGAUCCAGGCCGACUACCACAACCUCAUCGGAGUCACAGCCGAGCUGGUGGACUCGCUAGAGGCCACAGUCAGUGGCAAGAUGAUUACUCCUGAGUACCUGCAGAGUGUCUGCGUCCGCCUUUUCAGUAACCAGAUGCGGCAGAGCCUGGCACACAGCGUGGACUUCACAAGGCCUGGGACGGCCUCAACCAUGUUGCGAGCCUCCUUGGUUCCUGAGAAGUUGAAGGAUGUCCCAUUACUGCCCUCCCUGGAUUAUGAGAAACUGAAGAAGGAUUUGAUUUGGGGGAGUGACCGCUUGAAAGCCUUCUUGUUGCAAGCUCUGCGCUGGCGCUUGACUACAUCUCAUCCUGGAGAGCAGAGGGAGACAGUCUUGCAAGCCUACAUCAGCAAUGACCUCCUGGAUUGUCACAGCCACAACCAGCGGAGCGCGCUGCAGCUGCUGCACUCCAAGAGCGAUGCUGUGCGGCAGUACAUGGCCAGGCUCAUCAAUGCCAUGGCGUCCCUUGCCGAAGGUCGCCUCUACCUUGCCCAAAACACAAAGGUGCUGCGGAUGCUGGAGGGAAGGCUGAAGGAGGAAGACAAGGAUGUCAUCACUCGUGAGAAUGUCCUCGGGGCCUUGCAGAAAUUCAGCCUCAGGCGCCCGUUGCAGACGGCCAUGAUUCGAGAUGGCCUCAUCUUCUGGCUGAUUGACCUUCUGAAGGACCCCGACUGCCUGUCUGACUACACGCUGGAAUACUCUGUGGCUUUGCUCAUGAACCUCUGUCUCCGCAGUGCAGGAAAGAACAUGUGUGCGAAGGUGGCAGGUGUCGUGCUGAAGGUUCUUUCGGAUCUCCUUGGCCAUGAAAACCAUGAGAUACAGCCAUAUGUGAACGGAGCCCUGUACAGCAUCCUUUCUAUCCCAGCCAUUCGUGAGGAGGCCAGAGCCAUGGGAAUGGAGGAUAUCCUGCGAUGCUUCAUCAAAGAAGGCAGCGCCGAAAUGAUCCGCCAGAUAGAGUUUAUCAUCAAGCAGCUAAAUUCUGAAGAUUUACUGGAUGGUGUUUCUGAAUCCGAUGAUGAUGAAGAUGAAGAUGAUGAAGAGGAUCAUGACAUCAUGGAAGCUGACCUGGACAAAGAUGAACUGAUCCAGCCCCAGCUUGGAGAACUCUCAGGCGAGAAGCUUCUAACCACAGAGUACUUGGGAAUCAUGACCAACACGGGGAAGGCACGGAGGAAAGGGCUGGCCAGUGUACAGCGGAGUGGGGAUGAGCCCCUGCGUCGGCCAGUCACCCCUGGUGGCCACAGGACGGGGUGCCCAGUGCUGGGAGACCAUCUCAUUUCUCCCCAGGAUGCCCAACAAGCCAGAAGCAGUUGCCUGCAGUCGGACACCUGCAAAGAGGGCAAGCCUGGUGUCGCUGGGCAUGGCAGGUCUUCUCCAUCAGUUUUGGAUCAGAAGCCAAGAGAGCAGCUACCAGCUGGACACGAGGAAGAGCCUCCCGUGAUUUCCACAGGAGCCCCCAGUCGACCAAGGGAUAUGAACCAGGACCCAAGCAGCAGAUACACCACCAGGGACUUCACAUCAGCCUUUACCAGCAAGCCCCGGAGGCCCGGGACUCCGGAGGCCUUGGAGAUGAACCCACUCAAGGCAAAAGCACUGUCUCUGGCCCCUCAGUUCUCCUCGAGUGGCCCCCAUCAGGCCAGCCGCCCGGCUUCCACAGCAUCCUCCACAAGGGGCCCCCACAGCAGCCAGUCCUACAGGAAGUGAAGAUGGCUUCCUUCCCAAGCUGUCACCACCAUGUUGUCUGAGGACCCAUGGCUUCUGAUUCUCUACCAGGCAGCCGCUGCAAGUGAUGGAUGUGAGAGACGCUUGUCUCCAAGGUCCUGCGUGGCUGAGGAUUCCCGGAGUGCCAGCCCUCCAGAUUGCCCAGGAGCGAGGCUGUCGAAGCCCCACUAUGCAGGCCUCAUCUCCUCAGACUGAGACAUGGGAAGAGGGGUGGGAGAGGCCUGGAUUGCCCUCUUGGUGAGAGGUAGUUCCCUUCCCACCUUCUGUACCCAGAGGAAAAAAAGGGGGUAACCUUUGAGCUCAAGACACUGCCUUGGCACCAGGGCAUGGCAAAUUCCAGAUUCGGCUUCCCUGGCCCUCACAGGUUCCAGGCUAGACAGGAAGCCACAGCAGCAAGCCGGUGUCAUCCAGACUGCGAGUAAGGAGGGCAGGGGGCCUGAUUCUCGAGACGUGAGCGUUAGCUGCCUCUGACCCCUUGGGGGUCAAAUGACAGGGGUGGCAUACAGGAUAUCCUACAUGUCAGAUAUUUUCACUACUAUGCCUAGCAGUAGCAAGAUUACAGUGGUGAAGUGACAACAAAAGUAAUUUUAUGGUUGGAAGGAGCCACAAUAUGUGGAACUGUACCAAGGGGUCACAGCGUCGGAAAGGUUGAGAACCAUCAAGUUGCGGGUGAGGUAAUUAAGGGCACAGGGGAGGAUGUGGUCACGGUGCUCGUGUGGUGUACAAAGUCCUAAAACGAAAUAAAUUUGAAGACAAAAAUAUGCUGUGAACCCAGGGAUGCAGCUCCCAGGGAACAGCGCUUGCCCAGGGCUCAGGAAGCCCUGCGCUCCACAGAAAUCACACGCAGCGCCACUCGCCUGUCACUCACCAUGGGGAGGGUCAUCCUGUGCUCCAUAGCCUGAGGCCAACCUGGGCUACAUGAGACCUUUUUAAAAAUUAUUUGUUUUUAUUUAUGUUCAUUGGUGUUUUGCCUAUAUGCCUGUAUGUCUGCGUGAGGGCAUCAGACCCCCUGGAACUAGGGUUACAGACAGUGACGAACUGCCGUGUGGGUGCUGGGAAUUGAACCCGGGUCCUCUGGAAGAGCAGUCACUGCUCUUAACUGCUGAGCCAUUUCUCCAGAGUAUGGUGAACUCAAAAGAGUAUGGUGUGAACAAGUGUAUUGAGCAUACUCCGGCUUCCUCAGAGAGUUGUUUGGGUUUCUGCUAUUGGUUUUUGUUUUUGUUUUUAUGUGUAUGAGUGCUUUGCCUGCAUCUUUGUAUGUGCUCAUGUGUGCCUGGUGCCCAUGGGGGCCAGAAGGUUUCAGAAGCCCUUACACUGGAGUUAUAGGCAGUUGUAAGCCUCCACAUAAAAACCCAGGUCUUCUGCAAGAGCAACAAAUGUUCUUAACCACUGAGCCAUCUCACCAGCGCCUCUUUAUACAUUUAUUUAUUUAUUUCAUUUUGUUUUUUGAAACAGGGUUUUUCUGUGUGGCCUUGGCUGUCCUGGACUCACUUUGUAAACCAGGCUGCCUCUGAAUUUCCAGAGAUCGGCCUGCCUCAGCCUUCCCCAGGUGCUGGGGUUACAGGCUGCACCACCAUGCCUGACCUCUUUGUACAGUUUUAAAGGCCUUAGAAAGGUCUCCAUCCCUAGCCCUGGCGGUCACAUGCCCAUCAUUCUAGAAAUAGAUGCCUCCCUCUCGGCUCUUGAGAAGGAAGCCUAUGAGCUAAGCGUAGGCCUAGCUCCCACUGACCUCCUAGCUCUGCCUAUAGAGGGCCAGAGUAAGGGGGCCUGAGGUUCAGUACAGCAGUGUGGAGGAAAGGGCUCUGCAGCGAAGUCGCUCUGAUGAAACCUGGGAAUGAACCGCAGAGGCGCCUCACGAAGGAGGCACUCCACCCCACAGCCGACACCCCCAAGAUUCCCCGGUGCCAGUGCCUGGCACAGCCUUUCCCUGCCUGGUGGAGGAGCGGACACCUGGGCCAGGCAGCAGCGUCAUCUCAGCAACAGCUGUCAUUCUCUCAAGCCCACAGCUGAGUGCGAGUCAGGCUGCUCAUCUGGUCGUUCAGAAGGAAAGGUGGUCGUGCUGAGGGCCCAAGCAGGGUGUGAGUGGUUCUCUGCAGAAGUAAACCUUCCCUGGCCUCUUACCACAGUCACGAGGGCUGUCCCCAGCACACACUUGUUCACUGCAAAACUGAAACUAGAAAUAGACCUGUUUUUAAUAGGGUGUGCACCACCACUGACCAACUUGAUCUCAUUUUUAAAUUCAAAUCAACAUGUGUCAGGAAAUGACUUGACUGGGCAGGAAGAAGUUGUUCUGCCAUGGAGAUUUUAAGGACCAGGCAGUAUGAAUCAGAACUAACUAAAAAUACAAAUGAAGCCCCAGGCACUCAGUAGGCCACUUAGACAGCACAUUGAGAUCCUGCCUCAAGAAAGAAGGAAAAAAAAAAAAAAAAGAGGAGAAGAGGAAGAAGAAAGGUUAAAAUGUCAUUUGUUUUGUUGUUUUGAAAUAGGGUGUCACUGUGUAGCCCUGGCUGGCCUCCAAUGCAGAGAUCUGCCUGCCUCUACCUCCUCAGUGUUGGGAUUAAAAGUGUUCACACUUUUUAAAAGUUUGUGCCCAGCCCAAAUAAAGUUUUUAAAUAAAGUUUUAAAUAAAAGCAAGUCAGACCCUAUGCUUGUAUGUCACUGCUUGCUUUCCAGCCCUAUUAAACUGAUCUUUGUUACCAUAAAA
This is a messenger RNA of Meriones unguiculatus (Mongolian gerbil), 5331 nucleotides long. RefSeq names its product armadillo repeat containing 9 (gene Armc9). Gene Ontology annotation, biological process: cilium assembly. The coding region runs from base 168 to 2609 and encodes 813 amino acids. Gene Ontology annotation, cellular component: ciliary tip; centriole; ciliary basal body. NCBI's taxonomy places the organism in Eukaryota, Metazoa, Chordata, Mammalia, Rodentia, Muridae. The record is from RefSeq and is a predicted model, not a curated record. Gene Ontology annotation, molecular function: protein binding. The transcript has 25 exons.